Molecule: messenger RNA, 1617 nt
Organism: Peronospora matthiolae
Lineage: Eukaryota; Oomycota; Peronosporomycetes; Peronosporales; Peronosporaceae
Source: the annotation of a GenBank genome assembly
AUGCGCAUCUACACCACAGAGCUCCUCGCCGCGGUCGCGUUCAUCGAAAGUCUCUCAAGAUACUCUGUCUCAGGUUCGAAGACGCUGCGGCCGGAUCUUCAUUCCAGUGAUCAUCCCAAAGACCGGGUGGGCGACGCCAGCGACGACGGCAUGUCGCAAAGCGACGACGAAGCAAAUGGCGAAGACAGGACAGGGACUCAGGAUGUGCACAGUCUCCUUGCGGUGGUUGAACGGGCGCAAAAGCGGACAUACGACCAUGAAAUUCCCGACUUUGAUGCUCAGGGUUGGGAUCGAUUCGUGCUUGGACAAGCGGAAGAUCAGGUACACGACCAAAUUAUCCCCACGCUUGCUGCUCAAGAUCGGGAUCAUGUCGCACUUGGACGAGCGGAAGAGCUGAUGCACGUCCAUGAUAUCCCCUCCGGUGGUGCUCAAGGUUGGGAUCGACUCAGACACGCACACGAUGCACCAGAGCGUCUUGAGUCGAGCGGAACCGUGGCGACACCAGUGCUUGAUCUGCCUUCGCUCGCGGAAAAAGAGCAGGCACCUGUCGUGGCUUCUCGAUCGGAAGCAGACAGUACGAGGGUCAACGAGCAUUCGCCUGGUGUGGCUUCUCGAUUGGAAGCAGACAGUACCAGGAUCAAUGAGGAACCGAUUGCUAAGGCAACUCAAUCGGAAGUAAAAAGGAAGAGGGCCAUCGAGCAUGCGCUUGCUGUGGCUUCUCAACCUAUCGACAAGCGUACGAGUAUCAUCGAGCAACUGCAACAGAAAACGGAUGAGAACCUUUUGAGCGCAGACGAGUGGAACUCCUUGAAGGAGAAGAAAACACAGGAUUGGACAGCAGAACAGCUGAUGCACGAGCUGGUAGAGGUGUAUUGUGCCAAAGCUGAUGGCUUAACCAAACUCGCGUCUGCUUUGCUAAAAGCUAAGGUGGCUAGUCGUAAUGACGGAGAGAUAUUCACAGCUUUGGAGGCGGCGAUGUUAGAAGCCUGGAAGAACCGCGGCAUCACGUUCGACCAAUCUUCCGACCUUCUAAACUUCUCCAACCUGAAGGAAGAAAAAGACAUGACGGACCGGUUGCGACUGCUUGAACGAUACAAAUUUGUUUCCCAUAACGGUCGUCGCGGCCCAGUACGUAAUGUAUAUUUGCACUUACUCGGCAAGCUCGAGAGCAAAGACAACGAUAAAUAUCUACGGACGAUAGCGCAAAUGGGGGAGGAGUCUACAAUUGCGAAAGGGAUGCUAAUGUAUUACUUAGGCCGUCGCUGUUUCAAAGGCUUGACCUACGCCUCGAUGAUUGAACGCAUGUGCGCUGCGGAAAUAAGUGAAUCCAUGAUUCAGCGUCUGCCAAAUGAAGCACACAAGUUUGCACAAGCUCAAGAAAAGAACGACCGCAAGGUUCGAUGGGAAAAAAUUGCGGAAGGGUUGGAGACGGCGCUGAAAGAAGACCCGAAUAAAGUUGUUAACAAGGCUCUGGUAGAGUCAAAGUCGUCCAGCAACCCGAGCGCGAACAAUUCAAAGAGGAAGGAAGGCGCUUUUCCGACUUACGAGGCUGCGCUAGCGUCACCAAAGGAAGACCCGAAACGCCGAAAGACCGCGGGACCUUCCAUUCGGCGUUAG